Diaporthe amygdali is the source of this 1728-nucleotide messenger RNA. RefSeq names its product glycoprotease pgp1. The record is from RefSeq and is a predicted model, not a curated record. Gene Ontology annotation, biological process: mitochondrial tRNA threonylcarbamoyladenosine modification. Gene Ontology annotation, cellular component: mitochondrion. The transcript has 2 exons. NCBI's taxonomy places the organism in Eukaryota, Fungi, Ascomycota, Sordariomycetes, Diaporthales, Diaporthaceae. The coding region runs from base 1 to 1728 and encodes 575 amino acids.
AUGCUGCUUUACACCAAAUCGGUCACCGAGCAUAGGGUCCUGGCGUCGACGCAGCGCGGCAUCACUAAUCCGCGCGAGAAGGGUUCAGCCACUGCCAUCGGAGAGAUGCUGGACAAAUGCGCCAGGGUUAUCCUCCCACCAAGCGCUAUUCCAAGCAAUGCAGAUGCUGUCGUCUAUGCGAAGCUCAUGCACGGUUAUUGCCAAAGCCAGGAGAAAUACCGUGACCUGAUGCGUCACGAUUAUGAGGCUCCUCGAAAACGGCAGGACGAGAUCGAAUAUUAUCAAUCAGAAAACGGCACGUGGGCUCUUCCUCCCCCUCUUCGGCAGUCGCGAGAUAUGAUUUACGACUUUACGGGGCUGGGUGGCAAGGUCCGUGCGAUCAUGGACGAGAGGUCUGAUAUGAAGACCGAUGAAAGGCAAGAGCUGGGUUAUCACACCAUGCGGCUCGCUUUCGAGCACGUCAUGAGCAGGGUCAUUCUUGCAUUGCAGAAUGACGAAGAGCUCUUGGCCAAUCCCCCACAGGCAUUGGUCAUUUCUGGGGGCGUGGCCAGCAAUAUGUUUUUUAGGAAAGUUGCCGCAUCUAUGUUGCAGGCACGAGGUUUUGGUGAUAUUGAUGUCACGGCCCCCAGACCCGCUUGGUGCACUGAUAAUGCUGCAAUGAUCGCCUGGACAGGAUAUAAGAUGUAUCAAGCUGGCUGGACCACGGACAACGCGUUUCUGCCCCAAGGCGAGUGGCCGAUCGAGGAGAUCUUGACAGGCGUCGACUGUUGGGUUGAAAACAGUGACGCCGCCUCUUUGAAACCUACGGAAAAUGUGGCGGCUCCUCCGCAGGACACGUCCCAGGUACCGGAUAACUUGCAACCCCAGGAGCCAAUACUUUCCUCAACAUCAAAUGCUCCUGCGAAGUCGGAUGCAAGUGUUAAGCCGAAUCUUGACAAAACAAAUCGAUGUGAAGCAAAUGAGAAGUCCUUUUCACUAGAGGAGAAACUGCAACGUAUUCAGCGCAAGCUCGAGCAAAUCACUACAGCCAAGGCCGAGUAUGACGACGGCAAGCCAAGUGUGGAACAUGGUCCAUGUCGACCGUCGUUGCAGGGUGAACUGCACGCUCCGAACAGUGAGGAGCCAGACUCUCUGCCCAGAGGGACCCCAGGACCUCCAUCGACGCAGGCACGAAAACGCCCAGCCCAGUCGGAAGACUCAUCUACGCAGUUGGCGCGGAGGACGUCGUCCCCGUCAGGACUGCAGCGCCGCAGGAGGGGCAGGGAGCACACGAGUUCGGUGCGAGACUUGAUAGAGAAAGAGAGGGAGCUCUUGCGCCCUAUCAGUCGGCGAGCAGCGGACCCUUUCAGAAGGCCAGAGACCGGUACUGGCCCCAGAUCGCCAAGUCGUGCCGGUGUGGACAGGGUUUGGACCCCAAGGCAUCGACUCGAGAGAGCUGGCGAGUCCCGGGCCAAGGUCGGUCCUUUCGCCUCAGGACCAACAAAGGUGUCCACCGACGAGGUCAUACACCAGGCGGCGGAGGUGCGGAAGCGGAACGAGAAGCAAAAGGGAAAAGAGGAGAAGGGUGAGAAGCGUCUCGAGCGGCUGCGCCCGACCGCGGAUGACACCUCCGUCGAGCCUGAGAAGAAGAGGACCGUCGUACGGCUGCUUCCGCGGGCGGAAAACCCGGUCCCUGAGGGGCCGCUCCGAACAGGACUCAAUUCGCUCAAAAGAUGGGUUGGUCUGUAA